Molecule: messenger RNA, 2195 nt
Organism: Rhinopithecus roxellana (golden snub-nosed monkey)
Lineage: Eukaryota; Metazoa; Chordata; Mammalia; Primates; Cercopithecidae
Gene: ADCK1
Product: aarF domain containing kinase 1
Exons: 11
Coding region: 48-1634 (528 amino acids)
Biological process (GO): lipid homeostasis; mitochondrion organization
Cellular component (GO): mitochondrial inner membrane
Source: RefSeq, a predicted model, not a curated record
UCUGGAACUCCUGGACUCGAGCGAUCUGCGCACCUCAGCCUCCUAAAAUGAAAAAAGGGGACAUGGCCAGAAAGGCUCUCAAGCUUGCUUCAUGGACCAGCAUGGCUCUUGCUGCCUCUGGCAUCUACCUCUACAGUAACAAGUACUUGGACCCUAAUGACUUUGGCGCUGUCAGGGUGGGCAGAGCAGUUGCUACGACGGCUGUCAUCAGUUAUGACUACCUCACUUCCCUGAAGAGUGUCCCCUAUGGCUCAGAGGAGUACUUGCAGCUGAGAUCUAAGGUGCACCUUCGCUCUGCCAGGCGUCUCUGUGAGCUCUGCUGUGCCAACCGGGGCACCUUCAUCAAGGUCGGCCAGCACCUGGGGGCACUGGACUACCUGUUGCCAGAGGAGUACACCAGCACGCUGAAGGUCCUGCACAGCCAGGCUCCACAGAGCAGCAUGCAAGAGAUCCGCCAGGUCAUCCGAGAGGAUCUGGGCAAGGAGAUCCAUGAUUUGUUCCAGAGCUUCGACGACACCCCUCUGGGGACUGCCUCCCUGGCCCAGGUCCACAAGGCAGUGCUGCAUGAUGGGCGGACGGUGGCCGUGAAGGUCCAGCACCCAAAGGUGCGGGCUCAGAGCUCGAAGGACAUUCUCCUGAUGGAGGUGCUCAUUCUGGCUGUGAAGCAGCUAUUCCCAGAGUUUGAGUUUAUGUGGCUUGUGGAUGAAGCCAAGAAGAACCUGCCUUUGGAGCUGGAUUUCCUCAAUGAAGGGAGGAAUGCUGAGAAGGUGUCCCAGAUGCUCAAGCAUUUUGACUUCUUGAAGGUCCCCCGAAUCCACUGGGACCUGUCCACAGAGCGGGUCCUCCUGAUGGAGUUUGUGGACGGCGGGCAGGUCAAUGACAGAGACUACAUGGAGAGAAACAAGAUCGACGUCAAUGAGAUCUCACGCCACCUGGGCAAGAUGUAUAGCGAGAUGAUCUUCGUCAAUGGCUUCGUGCACUGCGAUCCCCACCCCGGCAAUGUACUGGUGCGGAAGCACCCUGGCACGGGAAAGGCGGAGAUUGUCCUGUUGGACCAUGGGCUUUACCAGGUGCUCACGGAAGAAUUCCGCCUGAAUUACUGCCACCUCUGGCAGUCUCUGAUCUGGACUGACAUGAAGAGAGUGAAGGAGUACAGCCAGCGCCUGGGAGCCGGGGAUCUCUACCCCUUGUUUGCCUGCAUGCUGACAGCGCGGUCAUGGAACUCAGUCAACAGAGGCAUCAGCCAAGCUCCCGUCACUGCCACUGAGGACUUAGAGAUUCGCAACAAUGCGGCCAACUACCUCCCCCAGAUCAGCCAGCUCCUCAACCAUGUGCCACGCCAGAUGCUGCUCAUCUUGAAGACCAAUGACCUGCUGCGUGGCAUCGAGGCCGCCCUGGGCACCCGUGCCAGUGCCAGCUCCUUUCUCAACAUGUCACGUUGCUGCAUCAGAGCGCUAGCUGAGCACAAGAAGAAGAAUACCUGUUCAUUCUUCAGAAGGACCCAGAUCUCUUUCAGAGAGGCCUUCAACUUAUGGCAGAUCAACCUCCACGAGCUCAUCCUGCGUGUGAAGGGGUUGAAGCUGGCCGACCGGGUCUUGGCCCUAAUAUGCUGGCUGUUCCCUGCUCCACUCUGAUUGGAAUUGCUCUCCCUGCCCCAUUCUGAUGUCUUUUCACUCCUUAGCCCCUCAUCCUGCCUCCACCCAGCUGCUCCAUUUUUGCCACAUGGUGGCCCGCAGCCCCAGAGUCACUGUCCAUGUCACCAUCCUCCUCCUCUUUUGGAAUCCUUUCCACAUACUGUGGCCCUUAUCUCAGGGCCCACAGGCUGAACUGUGGCAUAGCUCUCUCUUCUUCUCCAUGAAGACUCAGCAGCCUACAUUCCCACUCCUGGUAUGUGCCAUUGGGUUGGAUGUCCCCACUAUUCCAUUAACCCUUCCCAUUGCCAAGAUGUGCCACGGGUGCCACUGGGGGCACACUGAACUUGUAGGGAGUUUGAUUUUGUUGGAGGUGAACAUGGUCUCUGAACUUGACAGAGAACAGCUUCCCUUUCCUGCCAUGUCACCCUCCAGAGGAAGUCACACUUCAGCGAGGUGGUUUGGCAUCUGGGGCCGACUCCAUUGCAGCCGUGAGCUCACUGCUGUCAGUGACCUUUGGUGUUUUCCGUACUGUGUUUCAAUAAAAACUCUUUCAAGGUUGCA